Eublepharis macularius is the source of this 1764-nucleotide messenger RNA. It is a transcript of the gene CDKN2D, whose product is annotated as cyclin dependent kinase inhibitor 2D. Gene Ontology annotation, cellular component: nucleus. Bases 87 to 668 code for a protein of 193 amino acids. The transcript has 2 exons. Gene Ontology annotation, molecular function: protein kinase binding; cyclin-dependent protein serine/threonine kinase inhibitor activity. The record is from RefSeq and is a predicted model, not a curated record. Gene Ontology annotation, biological process: regulation of cyclin-dependent protein serine/threonine kinase activity; negative regulation of cell population proliferation. NCBI's taxonomy places the organism in Eukaryota, Metazoa, Chordata, Lepidosauria, Squamata, Eublepharidae.
CGAGGAAGCCGCGGCUGGAGGCAGGUCCUGGCCGGGAGGGUGCGGGGAUCGCCCGCCUCGAGGGAGUCCCCGGGGGGCGGCCGAGCAUGUGCAGAGCGCCCGCCGCCGCUCACCCGCGCCCGGUGCUUUCUCUCUGUCUCCUCAGACGCCGGCCCAGGAUGCAGCCGCCGGCGCAGGCGGAGCUCCAGGCCGGGGACCGGCUGAGCGGGGCCGCCGCCCGGGGAGACUUGCCCGAGGUGCGGCGCCUCCUGCAGCACGAGCUGGUGCACCCGGACUCGCUCAACCGCUUCGGCAAGACGGCGCUGCAGGUUAUGAUGUUUGGCAACACCUUUGUAGCGCAAGAGCUGCUGAAGCAAGGUGCUAGUCCCAAUAUCCAAGACGAGUCUGGCACGGCGCCUGCCCACGAUGCUGCCCGCACCGGCUUCCUCGAUACUCUGAGGAUCCUUGCAGAACAUGGCGCUGACGUAAACAUACCUGAUGCCUCUGGUUCCCUGCCCCUGCACAUUGCCAUCCGGGAAGGACACACUGAUGUUGUGCGCUUCCUGGCACUUGGGUCCAAUCUGCACCACCGAGAUGCUGAGGGACGGACGCCGCUGGAGCUGGCACAACAUCUGGGGCUUAGAGACAUCCAGGGCAUCAUUGAGCAGCACUUCUCCAUCUUAGCUUAGCCCAGCCCUUACUUGGGCAGAAGGAACGGCAUCGGCACCGAAUCAGCUCCUUUGUGCAUAACUCAGGCCUCCUUCGCUAAGGAUUGUCCCUUGACGGCCUCAAGCCCUAGAACAGAGACAGCUUGUUCUGUCCUACCUCACACUCUGUGUUCAGUUACAUUUAUUGUUGUUUCUAUUUAUAUUAUUUUAUGGGUUCUCUUCUCUGCUUCUAACAUCCUAUUCUUUUGAAACUUGUCACGUCCCCGAGAACCAGAUGACCCUUUCGGUGGGCCGGGCCAGCUUAUGCAGUCUUCCACUCUGCUUGCACCUGGAUUGCCCACCUUGAUUCUUGUUCCCCAAUACUUUCUUUAGGAGGCAGCUCUAGUCACUCCUGGUAGCAUUUUGUUUGGAACAAGGGAUGUUUCUGAUCCAAAGCACACCCAAGAGAACAGGUGGAAGGCUUUGCUUGGCUGGGGCUUUCUCUGUUCUCACUCUGUUUUUUGGGGAACAGUUGGUGUUUUGCCCUCCAAGGUAUCUUGUUGCAUCUGUUAUUUCUCCAUUAAACUUUUCCUGUAGAUAGCACUUUUCCAGUGUUGCACUUUCACCUUUGUGCGCUGGGCAGGGAUGCCAAGGGGCACAGGCUGCAGUAGCGAUAGUGUGAAACUUUGGGUGUAGUUCUAUUCUCUCUGUCUCUGCAGAUUGGAUGUGUGGCCCCCAAUCCCUUGUACAGUGUCAGAACUCACUUAACAUCUAACUGGUCAGAAUUCCAUCUGUCUUUCACUGUCCCCAUCCAUCCAGUGAGCUUUUCUAAAAUUCAUAGGAUGUUUUGGCCCACUAUACUCAAAAUGACCAUUUCCUCCACGACUCUUUGUGUUUAUUCCUGCCCAUCACACAAGCGUUGAAAGUAUGUAUUGACUCUGUUAUGUUUUUACUGAAAUGUUUUAUGCUUCUUUUUGGCAGCUUGUUCCCUGAAAUGAAUUUGUGGAUCUGAGCUAUGUAUAUAGUCGAUUUCUAAGGAAGGAAAAUUUAUUUUAUUUAUUGUGAUUUGCAAGGUUUUGUUUUAUGGAAUGACGGAUUUACUUAUUAAAACAUUAAGCCGGUGGCUUAUUGGACUUGA